AUGCGUGGCGCUUCGAUUUUUCUACUCUAUGUCGCCAGUCUGGUGUCAGGCAAUGUUCUGCCGAGACAAGCUGCCGGCGACAUCCAGAUUGGCAUUCGCCAGGCUCAGAGCAAUACAACUUCCACCGCAACUUCCACACCGCUUCCUACGUCUGUGCCUUCUGUGACCCUUACCUCUACUCCAACUAGCUCAGAAACGACGUCAACUCCAUCUCUUUCAUCAACACCUACUACCCCGAGUGGAGCGGGUACGCCCAGCGGUUCCCCUUCGACUUCAACUCCAUGUGAGAAAUGCUCUGAGAGUAGCACUGAAACUUCAACCUCAACCACAACUACAUGCGAUAAAUGCUCAGAGUGCACUGCAACCUCCACUCCAUGCGAAAUUGAAACCACUGCAACCUCCACUCCAUGCGAAACUGAAACCACUUCGAUCACCACUCCAUGCACUGAGUCUACCACGGCUCCGCCUGAGUCUACUCCGUGCGAAACUGAAUCCGAAACCAUCCUUCCGACCACCAUGACUAUUACAAUCACGACAACUACCUGUCCAGUCUCGUGGUCCUCCGUUACAAGUGGAUCGGCUGUCAUCAGCAACCCGGUGACUUUGACAAGCACUCUUACCCUGACCUCUGUUGUCACCUGUAACGAGGGGUGCCCUGUGGCAACUGCCCCAGCUGAAACUGGUGGUGUGGUUCCACCCGCCAGCUUGGCUCCUACAUCUACCUCUCCUACGUCUACCGCUCCUGCAUCUGAAAGCUCUCCGGCUGCGAGUGAGAGCUCUUCUGGUUCUGGAAGCGUAUCAGGAAGCGGUUUAGGAAGCUCUGAGGGCUCCCCUACAGUGCCUGCCGUAUCUGCUAGUAGUAGUCCUAUUUUCAAUGCCGCCUCUUCUCAGUUCCAGCAUUCCCUGGCUGGCUUCUUCCCUGGUCUUGUCAUUGCCUUGAUACUGAUCUAA
Molecule: messenger RNA, 951 nt
Organism: Penicillium longicatenatum
Lineage: Eukaryota; Fungi; Ascomycota; Eurotiomycetes; Eurotiales; Aspergillaceae
Exons: 2
Coding region: 1-951 (316 amino acids)
Source: RefSeq, a predicted model, not a curated record